This is a messenger RNA of Marasmius oreades (fairy-ring Marasmius), 3768 nucleotides long. RefSeq lists its product as uncharacterized. The record is from RefSeq and is a predicted model, not a curated record. The transcript is spliced from 6 exons. Gene Ontology annotation, molecular function: RNA binding. NCBI's taxonomy places the organism in Eukaryota, Fungi, Basidiomycota, Agaricomycetes, Agaricales, Marasmiaceae. Bases 1 to 3768 code for a protein of 1255 amino acids.
AUGUCUGAUAACUAUGCAAGAGUUCCCUCAUCGGGCAAGACUCCUCCUCCUGCUCCUUCAGCAGCCUAUGCAAAGAGAGCCAGAGAGUUGCAGCAAGCUCAACAGGCCCAACAAGCUCAGCAGGCUCAACAGGUGGAGGACAGAUUGGGUGCUAGAUACAGACCUCCUGCGCUGCGCGCUUUAGCCUCAGGUGGUUCACCUCCAAAUGACAUUUCACCUUCUGUCACGACCCCCAGCGAUGGUGGUGCCUUGCCACCGACCAAUUACCCCCCUGGUUUCAGACGUGCUCGUGCUGGGACGCUGCCUUCUAACGUGCAGCUGGCUGCUCAGCGUUUUGCAGCAGCCUCCAAUGUCCUAAGUAGCAUCGCUCCUUCCACAGAGUCCCUUGUAGAUCCGUCGCGUCAGAUUUCCAACGCAGCUACCCCGUUGGCUCCUGCGAGGCCUAAUUUGCGUCAUUCAGCGACAUCCGCUUCUACGGUCUCUCCUUCGACAGUGACGAGUCGUCUACGCUCCGAAUCCCUCACCCUUCCCCCUGGCGGGCUCUCCAAUGCGUUUGGGCCAUCCAUCUUCUCCUCUUCCUGGCUUUCUGGUGGUGACAACGCAAACGGUUAUACUGUACUGGAGGAGCUGCGUUCCGUGACGUCUGCGGAUUCAAAUGAUGAAUUUGAUGUUCACACCCUCGAUUAUUUGGGUUUGGACGAUACGCACCGACCUCCAGUGACGAUCUCCGAAUUAAGAACCCAAGCCCAGGCUGCAAUCGCCGGGAAUUUGGCAGGAAACCCUCAUCGCAUACGAUCCAAUACAGUCUCCAACCCUUACCGGACGAGGCCUUCCCUCGCCAAUUCUCUCCUUUCCCCUCCCGCGGCAACCGAAGAAGAAGAAUAUGACUCUUAUGACGAACAAGCUUAUGCGCGCCAGCGUAUGAACAAUUAUGACACGCCCUCACAAGAUAAUGGUUACUCCUCUUUCGUACCGAAAGGUUUCACACAAGAGCUUCUCGCGCCAACCCGUCCACGAGCCAUAUCUGUUGGAAAUCUGGAAGAUUCUGGACGUACCUUGCAGCGGCGCGCUACCACCACCGAUGUACAUCCUUACAUCAGUGAGCUAGCUCACCAGACUCCCAGCCUGAGUGUAGUCACCAACAAUAACACCGCCGGGAUCUUGAAAUCUGAUAAACGUACCACGACCUCCGUCCAUUUCCCAGAAACCGAGAUGCCCAGCAGGGCGUCUGCAUAUUUGCUUGCUCCAGGAGUACAAAAUCGCUCUAUCUCGCCCAAAAUUGAGGGACAAUCCUCUCAGGUGCAAACUCCCACCAGAUCUCUUUGGAUUGGUAAUCUGGACAGUGCUGUCACAAGUGAACAACUGAUCCAUGUUUUUGCGCCAUAUGGAGCUAUUGAAAGUUUGCGGUUACUUCCGGAAAAGGAAUGCGGCUUCGUCAACUUUGUCGACCAAGCCGACGCGAUCCGGGCCAAAGACGACGUUCUCAACCGUCUUGGCGGAAACAUCGGUAUGCCGAACGGCCAGACUGUUCGCAUUGGCUUCGGAAAAGCCGACAGCGCUCCGGUUGCCCCUGCGAAAGGAACACCGAUGAGUCCGGGACCAACAUCCCCCGGCACCGUCUCUGGCAAGUCCCCUACGCCUGGCGGCAUGGACGCGCAGUUACAGUCCACUCCGACACGAGCACUCUGGAUUGGUUCCAUACCGUCCACUACCACUCCUGCCACUAUCCUAAAUGUCUUUAGUCCAUAUGGGCCCAUCGAAUCUGCCCGUGUUCUCACUCAUAAAAAUUGCGGCUUCAUCAACUUUGAACGACUUGACGAUGCUGUCAGAGCUCGGAAAGCGUUGAAUGGGCGCGACGUUUUAGGAAGCGACGUCGGAGCCAUCCGCAUUGGGUUUGCCAAAGUUCCGGUCAAGAAUGGCCAAGAUGGUGCCAAUGAGGAAACUGUCCCCAUCUCUGUUCAAGGCGUAGGUGAUCUCAGCGUCGGUGCUACUAUCCAUGCUCUGCGCAACGUCAAAGGUGCCUCUACCAUUCCUCCCGACCAGCAAGUACUUAGCGGGGCCGUUGAAAACUACCGGUCCAACUUGUUACUCAGUAUGGUCGCUUCCGGCCUACACAACCAGGCACUUAUUGGCGAUGGUCUACCAAGGAAUGCCUCCUGGAUCCCUAAUGUCACUGAGCAGCAGAUGAUCAUGAGGGAACUGAGUGCUGGAAGUGCUGAAGCUGAGAACGACAUCCAAGCUCUUGCAGAAUUCCGACCUCCGACGAUGUACUACACUACGAUUCCUCUUGUUUCGGAGAGACCGCAUAACAGACGUUGGGACGCUUCUAAGCUUCGUGAACUUCGGAAGCGUCUCGACUCCGGUACAAUGAGCACAGAAGAUGUCGAUCAAGUUGCAGGAGAUUUUCUUGACGGCGAGAUUGUUGAUCUUGCCUCUGAUUGGCUUGGAAAUACGGUGGUCCAAAAACUAUUCGAGAAAUGUUCUUCAGGGCCUAAAUUUGCCAUGCUGGAAAGGAUUGCGCCCAGCCUUGCCAUGAUAGGUAUACAUAAGAACGGAACAUGGGCCGCACAGAAGAUCAUCGAAUGUGUCUCCUCCCCUGACGAAAUUGCGCUUAUUGCGCAGAACCUUCGCCCUUAUGCUCCCCCGCUUCUCUUAGAUCAGUUUGGGAAUUAUGUGGUUCAGUGCUGUCUUCGCUUUGAGGCCACAGCCAACGAUUUCAUCUUCGAUGCCAUGGUUGAUCGCAUGUGGGAGGUCGCGCAAGGACGCUUUGGAGCGCGUAGUAUGCGGGCGUGUCUCGAAAGCCCUCACAUCACCGUUAGCCAGCAGAGGCGUAUCGCCACAGCCAUUGUCCUCAACUCAAUUCCGCUUGCAACGAACCCCAACGGCGCCUUGUUAUUGACUUGGUUGCUCGAUAAUUCCGCUUUCCCCUCGCGAUACAAUUUACUCGCUCCCCGCUUCACCCCCCAUCUCUCCCAUCUUUGUACCCACAAGUUAGCAUCAUUGACGGUCCUGAGAAUCGUCAACCAAAAAAUCGAACCUCAGGCGUCCCAUCAGAUUGUCGAAGCCCUAUUCCAAUCUCCCAGUGACCAUGUCCUGACUGAUGUUCUUGGUGAUCAGGUUAAUGGAGUCGCGGUUGUUCAUAAAAUCUUGACUAGCCCAUUCAUCGACCCGACGGAUAAGUUGCAAUAUGUGGAAGCUACCAAGCGUGUUCUAAUUGAACUCAAGGUAAUCGCUACUCAAGCUUAUCGUCGUUUGAUUGAAGAGGUUGGACUCCCGAUUCCGAACUUCCAGCCCACGUACAACAAUGUACCGGCACCUGGAAAGAACAAAAUUUCUCAGAAUUCAUUUGGAGUCCCAGGUCUUCCCUCAGGAUAUCCUUCCAAUGACCAAGGCCUCGCAUCCAUGAUGGCCGCUUUGCAGAUGGGAGGACAACAUCCUCAGGCUGGUCCUCCGAUGCAGCAGAUGCAACACGACCCAAACUACGAUGCUGCUAAUGGUAUUCGCCAUGCUGGAGGGCCUGAUCCUUUCACUUCUUUCGGGGUACGGGUACCUGAUGCGGCCAGCCCUCGUACCGCGAUGAGACACAGUCAUAGCCUUCCAGUGCCAGGGACAAUAGCACAGACUCCUUCCUACGGAGGACAAGCACAGGUCGGAAACAUGAUGCAAUAUGGUGCCAUGACUCAAAACAUUCCUCCCCACCUUUAUCAGACACCUUACAUGUAUCAGUAUCCGCAAAACGCCCAGAAUAUGGGACCAUUCCCUACCUAA